GACUUCCUUUCUGGAAAUAAUUUUGGUCUUUGACCAGGUUGGACCUCGGUCACACUCCACAGUACUGCUGUUUUCUCUUUUUAUUGAUAGUGCCUGCCAUAAAUAACAGAACUGUUACUCUCUUCAGCAUCUGACUACCGGCAAGCUAGCCGGUGUGGGUGGAUGGAGCUCCAGAGGUAUGCAGAUCAACAGAACUGUAAUGGGGGGUCAGCUACAGACUGACGUGGCAUGACAAACCUCUCCAGUUCUUGCAGUUUGUGUGUGUGCUGUGACUGCAUGGAGUUCAUGCAGGUUUGGGCUACAGCUUGCAGAGCUGUAAGAUGACUGCAGACAUACUGAAAGCAGAAAGUUUUUUCAAGUUUUGGUCGCUGCUGGUUCUGACUGCUACGUAACAUUUAGAUGCUGCGUUUAUACUAGACAUGAAGAAAAGAAGCUAAGUUUACACUGUGGAAAUUCUUAUUACAGAAAUCCAAGUGACAACUCAUUCCCUGCUGGAGUUUUCUAGUCUUGAAAAGUUUUCUCUCUUUAUAGAACUACAAUGGGAUGUGGAUUGAGAAAGCUGGAAGACCCUGAUGACAGUAGUCCAGGAAAAAUAUUCUCUACUUUAAAGAGACCACAAGUAGAAACAAAAACAGAUACUGCUUAUGAAUACAUGCUCUUGGACUUUUCUCUAGAAGAUUCAUCUAACCCAGAAGUUAUUCACAUCAACGCACUUCAGGAUAUAACCUCUAAAGUGGAAGAGUAUUACAAGAAAGGAUAUGUUGUUGGAGCAAUUCACCCUGUUAUGCUAUCUGUUGGAAGGAGACGGCACUUACCAUUUUCUUGCUGGUACAGAACUGUUUUGUUCCGACCAAAACCACGGCACAAAUACACUUUAUCCAGGGGUCAAAUACCUCCUAGGCUUGUGAUUGAGGAAUGGUCUUCGAAGUAUGAAAAAUUGACAAGUGAGACUGUGAAGGAAGUAUUGAUAAAGGUCAAUGAAGCAGCUAAGAAAGGCAUGAGAUGUGUUGGGUUUGUAACUCAACACUGCCAUCGGCUCAAGCCCUGCAAUGGCAUGAACAUAUGUGCAGAAACAAAUGGAGAGCACGAGCCAAUGGAGAAACCACAGGAAUGCAGGAAAUUUAAUCCAGAUGAACACUACAGAAACUGUCACCAGAAAAGUUUUAGAAGACAUUCUUCUGAGGAUGGAGAGGAAGAAAUGCAGUCAGGACUGCUGCAGGAGGCAGAUUUCAGACCUGGUGAAGUCAGCCCCAUUCAGUCACAGAAGAAAGAAGAUACUAAAUUGUUUGCUGUGUUUAACGUUUUUGAAAAUGACUUGGCAAAGUGGAACUACCAAGAAGGAAACAUGUCAAUGAAAAUCACAAGGAAAGGUCAAAUAAUCAGUACACUGGAAGCUGAUUGGUUAGAACUAACAACACAUUAUUACAAACAAGGAUUACUACUCGUUGAUUCAUUUGUAUACUGGGAUUCAGUAAAAGAUCACGUGUCAAAGUCUUUGGAAGGUUUAUUUAUAUACGAGGAAGAAAGUUUCGGAGCUACACAUUCAGACAGGAAGGGAAAUGAUGCAAUAGUUGUGGAACAAUGGACUGUCAUUGAGGGUGCAGCUCUCAAAACUGAUUAUGGCCCUUUACUUCACACUUUAGCAGAGUUUGGAUGGCUGCUUACAUGUGUGUUACCAACACCUAUCCUGCGACAUGACAGUGAAGGAAAUCUGGCCACAAAGCAGAUCGUCUUCUUACAAAGACCUGUUAUUCAACAGCCUGAAUUAAAGCCAGAGAAAACAGAGAAAAAAUCCCCAAGGCACAUAAGACGAGAAGACAGAGGCAAACAUUCAAGCAGAAGUACUGGAACAGACUCUAAUACCAAUAAAUGUGUCGAGAAAGGAGUUUCUUGUGAUGAAUUUCAUCUGGCUGGCACCAGAAACUGCUGGGCCAGAGAAGACUCUACCCUGCCUGAAAACAUUUCCUCAUUCACUGGUGGCUCCACUUUGCGAGACAUGGAUGAUUUUCAGCUUGAUCAAGAAGAUGGAUUAUCUCAAGUUACCUGCAUGUGAGGAGCACAGGACUUGUGCUGUUUACCUGUUACACAAAGAACUAGACAACCAACUGUCCACUGACCUGCCAUUCUAAUUACUUUUCAUCAAUAACCACAGUGUUUAAUAUGGAAUAUAUAUUCUUCAAGUUAUGAGGCAAACUCAAACAAAACCAUUAAUCUUCUGUACUAUGCUGCUCAUUUUAAAGGACCAGUAAAACACAAUGGAGCAGAAGUUUCUCGUUUUUUUUUUCACUAUUAAUUGCAGAGCAACUUCAACUUCUCUUUGGCACCAGGAGUUUGUAGGUCUGCCAGAAUUGGUUGCGUAUUUUGUAAAUGUUUUCACUAUUUUAUAAAAUGAAAAUGGCACUGUAUUUACCUUAAUAUGAAUGAAGGAUAAUGCUAUAAAGGGAGUUUAGUUGCAAAAAGUAACACCUAUGUUGCUUUUGAUGAGUUUCUGUGUGCAUGUAUGUUUGUGUGACAGGUGGUAUGUUUGAUGUGUACAACUGUUACUGUGGCCACAUACCACAAGGAUCACCACAUGGCCUCUAAUGUCAUUUUUUGAAGUUUUUGUUUUGACCUUUUGCACCUCCCCACCCACCAACCACCAAAGCUUCUCUCUGUCAAUCAUCCCAGUUAUGCUCGACAGGCUGAGAACUGACAGCCAGUUAUCAGGGGUGGUUCAAGCAACUUUACUGUUUACUUUCCAUCCUUAUCACAUUAUCACACUCAUGCACCCAACAUCAAGGAGGGACAUGCAGUGGGCUGUCCCCUUCACUUCCACAAGAGGCUCUCUGGUCUCUUUCAGGAGGAUCACAAUGCCCUGUGUGCUCCUAUGUAGUUGUAAAUCCCCUUCUCCUGGAGAAACAAGUGAGCUACUCGCCUUCAUUCCUCCCCCACCUUGCAAGCCAGAGCUGCUAAUCUGAACCCCUGCUCACCUAGGUUGCAGUCGUCCCUUUGCAUCACAGACCCAGGCCACGUUCUGAUGUUUUGACACGAGGGCUAAAUGAAACACAGAUUAUACUUGAGAAAUAAGUUUGGGUGCAAAAGAAUGUUAGGGUCAAAGAAUCAUAGCGUUAGAAGUAGAUUAUAGUAUGGGGCAUAAAACAUAUAUUUGUAUGGGUAUAAGUAAAUGUUGUGCGACAGAAUCGUAGCAGAGGAACAUGGCAGGACAUAAGCAGUACAGCACAGAAUGCAUGAUGUUAAGUUGUCUAUCUCGCCUUCGUUCUUGCUGUUUGGGAUUGGAGCCGAUCCUCGGCUCCGACUCAGCC
Messenger RNA from Protopterus annectens (West African lungfish), 3302 nucleotides. RefSeq names its product raftlin family member 2 (gene RFTN2). Lineage: Eukaryota; Metazoa; Chordata; Ceratodontiformes; Protopteridae. The transcript has 9 exons. The record is from RefSeq and is a predicted model, not a curated record. Bases 539 to 2053 code for a protein of 504 amino acids.